CGUUGAUUUCGCAGCUAGUGCUCAGUGUCCACCACGCGAGUUGGUUUAUUCGCUUCCACUCCUCGCUGCACGCCGAGGCGAAGUCAAGUGCGGUGCCAGAGCCAGUUUUCGGGUGCCAGGCGCGUCAAGAAGAGACCAUCGAGACCAUUGCCGAGCCGUUUGUUAAUUGUGCUGUGUCAUAAACUGGUGCCAAAGUUGGAUUAAAAUCCGUGUGCUUUUAUUUUUAUAUAACCUCUCAAGAUACCUAAUUGACAAUUGAUUGUUGCUGGUGGUGAUAGGACGCCACAAUGACGUCGCAAUUGGUGAUUGUGCUCGUUCUGGUGCUGAUGACGUACUCAGCGCAUGGAUUUUCUAAAUAUGGCAGAACCUGUGCGGAUAUUGGAUGUCCCCCAUCAGAAACCUGUGUCAUGGCAGAAGAUCCCUGCUCGUAUGGCAGAAGAGACGAAUGUGGAAUGUAUCCAACUUGCCAACGCCGAGCAAACGUAGCUAAAACCUGCGAUACCUUCGUCUGUCCUCCAACCAUGUAUUGUCGACUUGAUGGUGACACCCCCAAGUGCAUACCUGAUAAUGGUCCCCUUGGUGGACGAAAUGGCAAUCCCAACGCCAAUGUCGACCCACAUAAUGUCCACAAUAACAACAACAACAAUGAUGACCACCAUCCCAGCGCACCUCUAUACCCUCAGAUUCCUCCACGUGGUCAGACCACUACCCGUGCUCCUAUCUACCGCCCGAAUGGUAAUGGCGGUGGUGGGUACCAAGGAGGUUCCAUUGGUUCCGGGUAUCCAGGUCAAGCCGGAAAUGGCGGUGGUGGAUACGGGGGUGGGUCCAUUGGCGGUGGAUACCCAGGUGGAUACUCUGGAUAUCCUGGUACCAACAACAAUCAAAAUCGCUAUCCAGGUUAUCCAGGCUACAGCAACUCUGGGUACCCCAGCAGCGGCCACAAUGGAUACUCCAACACUAACUAUCCUUACAACAACAAUCCUUACUACACACCCAACAACAACCAACAGCGGUAUGGUCACAGUGGGGCUACCACCUCCAAUCCACUGUAUGACACCCUGAAGAGUCUAGGCAUUUUCUGCUUCCUGUUGCAUUCGUUAGUAGCCCGCAUGCGACAAGUUUGAACCAGUAUUUCACCACUUUUACAACACUUAAAAUUACUAUUUAAAAAGUACCUCAGCUGAUGCGCAAGAGAUAAUUAUACUGUAAAAAAACAUCACAAAAACCAAUGAUGCGAUGUGUGAACGAAGGUAUUUUUGAUACUUAAUGGUUGUUAUUCUAUUGUUACCAAAAUGAAAAGGAAAAUAUGCCAUAAUUUGAAUCGCAAGCGCGAUUUUCACGUCCAAUGGUGUUAAAUGUGUCCUUAAGACCGUCAAUUUUUAAGUCGUACUAACACGAUUAACCGUCUUUUAGAUUUGUGUCCAAUGUUGUCAUUUUUAUCAAUAGCCAACGGGUAUUUAUUUAAUUUUUACAUCCACGAAAAUUUAGCCAAGUGGAUUUGUUCAGAUUGUUGAAUUUUGUACAUACAUAAAUAUACUUUAACCAAAUUAAACUAAACUAAGGAGAUAAAUAUGACUUGUUAUACUUUAAGAAUGAAAUAAAUAAUUAACUAAAGUCAUUUUUGAGGUAAAAAAAAUGUUAAUUAAGUGUAAGUAUACAAGUUGCUUUGAUUUUUUUCAUUGUUUAUUUUGCUUUGUUUUUAUGAUUAACUUUUUGUUGGUUUUUGGUUUUUCUUUUAUUUCUGGUUGAUGGUGAUUUGCUGGUUCUUACUUUAUGUGUGCUUGUAAAAUUUAUCAGUUUGCACUUGUAGCCGAAAAUAUCUAACACAGCUUUAUUUUAAAUUUUAAGUGUGUCGACGUCAAAAAUAAUAAAAAACCGAAACAAUUCUUGCCCAAA
This is a messenger RNA of Dalotia coriaria, 1896 nucleotides long. RefSeq lists its product as uncharacterized. The coding region runs from base 288 to 1124 and encodes 278 amino acids. The transcript has 5 exons. NCBI's taxonomy places the organism in Eukaryota, Metazoa, Arthropoda, Insecta, Coleoptera, Staphylinidae. The record is from RefSeq and is a predicted model, not a curated record.